UCCUGGCCAGCUCCGCACCUACACGGGCCUCAGCGGCCUGGCGCUGCUGGGCACCAUCGUGAGCGCCUAUCGCGCCCUCAUGCAGCCCGAGCCGGGCCCCGGCGCCGGCCCAGGAGAGCCCGAGGCGCUCACGUCGCCUCAGCAGCCGCAGCCACCCCAGCCACCGCGGACCAGCGCCCCGCCGGGCCCCGGCGGCCCCCGGGCCCGGGACGUGGCCCAGUACCUGCUGUCCGACAGCUUGUUCGUGUGGGUAUUGGUAAAUACUGCUUGCUGUUUCUUGAUGUUGGUGGCCAAGCUAAUCCAGUGUGUCGUAUUUGGUCCUCUUCGAGUUAGUGAGAGGCAGCACCUAAAGGACAAGUUUUGGAACUUUAUCUUCUACAAGUUCAUUUUCAUUUUUGGUGUGCUGAAUGUCCAGACAGUGGAAGAGGUGGUGAUGUGGUGUCUCUGGUUUGCUGGGCUUGUAUUUCUGCAUCUGAUGGUGCAGCUAUGCAAAGACAGGUUUGAAUAUCUUUCAUUUUCUCCCACCACACCGAUGAGCAGUCAUGUCCGAGUGCUGACUCUUCUGAUUGCUAUGCUACUGUCCUGUUGUGGAUUAGCUGUUGUCUGCUGUGUGACGGGCUACACCCACGGAAUGCACACAUUGGCCUUCAUGGCUGCAGAGUCUCUCCUUGUGACAGUGAGGACUGCUCAUGUGAUUUUACGUUAUGUAAUUCACCUCUGGGAUCUCAAUCAUGAAGGGACAUGGGAAGGAAAGGGCACUUACGUGUAUUAUACAGAUUUUGUUAUGGAACUCACUUUGUUGUCCCUGGACCUUAUGCACCAUAUUCACAUGUUGCUAUUUGGCAACAUCUGGUUGUCCAUGGCCAGCUUGGUGAUCUUUAUGCAGCUACGUUAUCUGUUCCAUGAGGUACAACGUCGAAUCCGUCGCCACAAGAAUUACUUGCGUGUAGUUGGAAAUAUGGAGGCCAGGUUUGCAGUUGCAACUCCUGAAGAACUAGCUGUCAAUAAUGAUGACUGUGCCAUCUGCUGGGACUCCAUGCAGUCAGCAAGGAAACUGCCCUGUGGACAUCUCUUUCACAACUCCUGUCUCCGCUCCUGGCUUGAACAGGAUACCUCCUGUCCUACCUGCAGAAUGUCUCUGAAUAUUGCUGACAAUAAUCGAAUCAGAGAGGACCAGCAAGGGGAGAACUUGGAUGAGAAUUUGGUGCCAGUGGCAGCAGCUGAAGGCCGGCCUCGCCUAAAUCAGCAUAACCACUUCUUCCACUUUGAUGGUUCCCGAAUUGCUAGCUGGCUGCCCAGUUUUUCAGUGGAAGUGAUGCAUACCAACAACAUCCUGGGCAUUACUCAAGCAGGCAAUUCCCAACUUAAUGUAAUGGCUCAUCAAAUUCAAGAAAUGUUUCCCCAGGUACCAUACCAUCUGGUUCUGCAGGAUUUACAACUGACACGUUCAGUUGAAAUAACAACAGACAACAUUUUAGAGGGGCGAAUUCAAGUACCUUUCCCUGCACAGCGGCCAGACAGCCUUAGACCUGCAUUGAACAAUUCUGUAGAGAGGUCAAAUGACCAAGAAGAGAAUGAAAUCUCUACUCAGGCUGAGCGUGGGCCCCUUGACCUCAGUCCUGGGUUGGAAGAGAUAGCAGACUUCAGUGAGAUAGAAGCUGAGCCCAAUGAGGUAGAGGAUUUUGAAGCCCGAGGGAGCCGUUUCUCCAAGUCAGCUGAUGAGCGACAGCGAAUGUUAGUACAGAGGAAAGAUGACCUGCUGCAGCAAGCUAGGAACACAAACAUCUCCACAUGAGAGAGAAAACACAAUCCACUAAAACAAAGGAGGAAGAAGGAAGAACAGCACAAAAGAAAAGCAUUCACUAGGAAGGUUAAGAACUUAAAAAAAAAGGUUAAAAAUUUAAAAAGAAAUGAAACCCCAAGAUUCCCUAAAGAGCUUAGAAGCCUGUCUUGGCAUGUGAUACACAAUGUUUGUCAGGGACAAAAAAAAAGUCCAGAUAAGAAAAUAAAAAAGUAUGGGAGGAAAAUAGGGAGAGAGAAAAUAUAAACAUAUGUACUUGUUGGCAGCUACCAGCCAGUGAGCGCAGUGCUUUUUCUAUACAAACCUGCAGGGUUAAUGACAGACAGGCAUCUAUCUGCCUUGGGAAUGGGAUCUAGGGAUCAGUCGUGCCCCGGGGGAGGGGGAGGGGGAGGUCGAGGUGGGGAGGGGGAGAGGCUGGGAAUGGAGGAGGGAGGGGAGAAGGGCGCUGCCUGACCAACAGUGGUCUGUGGGGAUUUCAUUCACUCCAGCUGAGUCAAGGCCUCUGAGGCUCUGAGAACUCACCCCAAAGUGCAGCUCCAACGCCCCAGUGAAAAUGUCAGGCUGAGGCCAGCAGCUGCUGCUGUACCCUCUCUAGCCAGGCUGGGUAGUGGGCAGUGUGUAAAUUCUAUAAAAUAAUGGGGACUAGAUGGAGGGUGAGGGUGGAGGCUGAAAGGGAAGACGAUUUGUCCUUUCUUAACUACAAGAGCACAUGAGCAAUGUUGGGGGGAGGGUCCUUUUUAGUUUUGUUUUCAUUGGGCUUCUAAAUGUGUAAAGACUCAGCUAAAACCAAACGCUACGGCAUUCUACAGAAACACACAGCCAUCCUUCUGGGCUCAGUACAUUACACAUGGACUUUAGAAAGAAAGGCCGUUUCUUACAAAGGCCAAAAGGUCAUGCUACCAGUGGAUCAACGCCAACAGGACAGAGAAUCCGUGAAGCAUUCUGUAGAGAGAGAGACAAGGGGGUCCAGUCUGACCGUCUUCUUUCAUUCUUAAGAAACAACAAUAACAAAGCAAUGUUUGUACAACUUCUUAGCAUGGGGUGGCAGCCAGGGAUUGGGAGAGGGGAGGACAUCCCUGUCUGAGAUGAGGGGAGUUGGGGGGGCGGAGCAGGAGCACAGGUGAGAGGGGACAGAUAGCACUGCAAUUUGUAGAGUACCCUCUCACAGAAUUUAAAAAUGAGGCAAGGGAGGGGGAUGGGGGGCAAGGCCCAGUGAGGAAGGAGCCACCAAGCCUCAGUUUUCUUUCUGUCCUUUUUCCAUAAGAACCCACCUUUAGAUUGGCCCUGAGGGGGCAUCCUGUUUCGGCCAGCAAAGCCCUCACCCCACCCUGGGUCUCUCCCUUGCCCCUGCCAAAGGCCUCCUUUCAGUUGGGUUUCUGCUUAUUUUUUCAGGAACAUUUUUCAGGAACACCGGUAUUGGGUACUCCUUUCCCAUUGCUGGUGUCAAAACACAAACACCAUCUGCCCCUUCCUCUGCUUUUAACUUGGGAAGGAAAUAGCAUUCCACGAAUGAAGAACUGGCUGGGGGCUAUGGAUAGCUCAGGGAAACCAUCCUGCCAGGUCCUCUUAAAAAUAAAUAAAUAAAUAAAUGUCCUAUGAGGAUUUUUUUUUUGGUUGGGGGGAGGGAGUAAGGAGGAGGAGGAGGAGGAGGAAGGAAAUGUAUAGUGUUUCUUUCACAGGCUUUAGAAAACACAAGAGUUGAACCCAACUGA
Messenger RNA from Phascolarctos cinereus (koala), 3513 nucleotides. RefSeq names its product autocrine motility factor receptor (gene AMFR). NCBI's taxonomy places the organism in Eukaryota, Metazoa, Chordata, Mammalia, Diprotodontia, Phascolarctidae. The record is from RefSeq and is a predicted model, not a curated record. Gene Ontology annotation, biological process: endoplasmic reticulum unfolded protein response; protein K48-linked ubiquitination; ubiquitin-dependent protein catabolic process. Gene Ontology annotation, cellular component: ubiquitin ligase complex; cytosol; endoplasmic reticulum. Gene Ontology annotation, molecular function: ubiquitin protein ligase activity; ubiquitin binding.